Magnusiomyces paraingens is the source of this 2196-nucleotide messenger RNA. RefSeq lists its product as uncharacterized. The record is from RefSeq and is a predicted model, not a curated record. The transcript is spliced from 5 exons. NCBI's taxonomy places the organism in Eukaryota, Fungi, Ascomycota, Dipodascomycetes, Dipodascales, Dipodascaceae. Gene Ontology annotation, biological process: regulation of DNA-templated transcription. Bases 1 to 2196 code for a protein of 731 amino acids. Gene Ontology annotation, cellular component: nucleus. Gene Ontology annotation, molecular function: transcription cis-regulatory region binding; zinc ion binding; DNA-binding transcription factor activity, RNA polymerase II-specific.
AUGUCCGAUUCAGAAAUACCUGAACCACAUCGUAAACGUACAAGACUAACAAAGUCUCCAGUAAUGGGUCCCACUAUGGCUUACUCUAAUACUCACAUGUCAACCCUCGCCAUCAGAAACAUCCUAAGUGACACUACAUACCCACCAACAGCCAGCUUUACAACCCCUCCAUCAAAAUCUCCACCUUCUUCUAUCUCCCCUCCACCUCAGGGUCCGGUCCUCGCGUCGUCAAUCGCAUUGGUCUCAUCUGUCAUGCAGAACCCUUCCGGAAAUACUCUAUUUUCACAGGUAUUAGAUCCAUCUAAACCAGAAACAACAAAUAUUGAUGAAGAAAAUGGCUCCCAACAAUCAAUUCCAUCCAGCUCUUCCUCUCAAAAUAAUAGUAAUAGUAACAGUAAUAAUAAUAAUAACAACAAUAACAACAAGUCAUCUUCAUCUACUCCAACAGGCGCUAAGCAAAAGGCAACACGAAACCCAAGAGCUGCAAGAGCCUGCUUCACAUGUCGCAAACAAAAAACGCGUUGCUUCCCAGCACAAACCUCUCGAUCAUGUUUUCGGUGCCUUAGUUUAGGUCUAAGCUGUAGUCUUUCAACCGAAGAACCCGAAGACAUAUUCCCUCGACCAGCUCUUCCUGAAGGCUUAAUCGCUGCAGGAAACGAGGCCAUUGAAAAGAAAUUGGAUGGAAUAAAAAUUGACGUGUCUCAAGUUUUGGAGCUCUUACGAGAUGGAUAUCGGUUAAGAGAAGAGAAAGCCGCGGCUGGAAUUUCCAGUGAAUCAACUCUUAAUUAUCUCUCAGGAGCAAAUGCAUUCAGCAACGGAAACGGAACUUUAGCAAAAAUCUCUACCGCAAACCCAGUCACUCCGUCAUUCGGCUACUGUUCUCAUUCAUACAAAACUUCGCCAUUUCAUACUUUUGGGUACAGUGUUAGAAAUGAGCUGGCCCCGCCUCCCGUGCGGCGGCUGCUAAACCCUCAAAUGGUGAAGAUCAUUGAAAAUGUCAUUACUCUGCAGCUUUUGACCCGAGCAGAAACUAUUAGAAUCCUUGAUUUGUUUCGCAACUAUUAUAACCAAUGGGUUUCGUUUCCAGCAGAUAUCAAUACUGAAACCCUGCUAGAUCUUAUGCUAACCAGAUCAUCACUAUUGUUGACUGUUUGUUGUGCCAUUGUGAUUAGAUACCAUGAACCUGAACUCAAACAGACCAUUUGGAAACCCUUGAUUUCUAAGCUGCAGAGCGAUUUGAAAUCCACAAUGCUGAUUGUUCCCCACACUAUUGAAUUUAUCCAGGCACUGGCAAUCAUGUCGAUCUAUGCCUCGUCACUUAGUGAUGAUGAAGAUGUAAUUGAUGCAUGGUUUAUCAGCAGUAUUGGUCUUCAGCACUUUAUGACAAAAGAUACACUAGGCUUGGUCAUUUCAUUUGAUGGUGGCGAAAGCCCGGUAACGGCCAUGGACGAAAUUACAGCAUACCGCGUAUGGAAUCAUUUAUGUUUGGUACACAUUGUCAACUGCAAUCUUUCAGGCCGAAUGCUGGUAUUAGAUGAAAUCAGAUUAAACCAAAGUCGACGAACAUUGGAACUCAGAGCAUGUUCUAACUUUGAUGGGCGAAUGGUUGCAGAAAUCAACCUCCAGGUACUCAUUUACAAAUUUAUUGAAUACCAACAAUCGCUAGAAGAGGUAGAAGAAGAACUUAAGCUCUGGCACAAUGACUGGGGAUAUCUUUUUGAACAACCAACAACACAAUUUGUUGAAACUGGUUACCAUUUCUGUUACUUUCUCGUCUUAUACCACUGGGGCCACAGACAAUUGUUUGCGCCUACAAUUACCCAACUCUCACCGAUUUCAGAUGAUGUUGCUCGUGUUUUUGAAUCAAUGGAUAACUCUACGCUCCGACGAAUGAUUCGCCAUGGAUUAAAGGUUCUCGAUGGAGUUUUAGUGGUCAAGGACCAUACCUAUUUUAUGGCACUUAGUGAUCAAGUUCAUUUCUUUGGCGCCCACUGUGCCGUGAUGCUUGCUCGGUUAGUAAUUACAGCCCAGAGCACCAAGCCUGAGUUUUCUUCCAGUAAUGAACUUGUCACAAUUGUAUUAAGACGGAUCUCAGCGUUGGCUGAAAUGUUUAAAAGACUGGACAAUGGCCAAAACUCUUUGGCUGCAAGAUAUGCAACUAGCAUCACGGAAACUUCACAACCACUCUUUGGCUAA